Molecule: messenger RNA, 3648 nt
Organism: Haliotis rufescens (red abalone)
Lineage: Eukaryota; Metazoa; Mollusca; Gastropoda; Lepetellida; Haliotidae
Product: thyrotropin-releasing hormone receptor-like
Exons: 2
Coding region: 244-1503 (419 amino acids)
Biological process (GO): G protein-coupled receptor signaling pathway
Cellular component (GO): plasma membrane
Molecular function (GO): G protein-coupled receptor activity
Source: RefSeq, a predicted model, not a curated record
UACAACAUGCCUCUGCCAUGGUGUAGUCGAACGGUCUGAGUUCUCAGUCUUCGUGUAAUCGCUGUCCCUGACGUAACGCAACCCUUACCGUAUCCUAAUGACUUGUGAAGCAGUAGAAGGGAAAGAUCAGCCUUGAUGUGAUACUCAGCGAACAUGGCGUCUGAACCACGGUAGUCGCGGGUUGACCGUUAUGCUGGUCGCUUUGCCACGGUACCACACGGAGAAGACGUUGGGGGUCACUUCAUGCCAACCUUUGUUGCAAUCAGUGACAACCUUACGAUGGAGCUCAGAACAGACCAAUAUGACAUCCUAGGGAAUGACACCGUUAACACGACGCUGGGUAGCCCACCAUGGCAAACAACGUCCUUGUGGGAGACUGGGAACUUCUCCGGCAACACGUCAACUGCUAUCGGCAUGAACAAUACACGCACCCCAAGCAUAGCCAUCCAAAUAUUAUACCGUGUUCACCUGGUUGCCAUUCCAGCCAUAGCGAUCAUCGGUACCAUAAGCAAUCUCCUGGCGUUCUUCACCUUUAUCAGUAAACCUCUCCGCCGAACAUCUUGUAGCCUUUACCUGGCUGCAAGAUCCCUAUCGGACACUGGCUUCUUGCUCUCCCUUCUUGCAACCUGGAUCGGGGACGCCACAACUUUCCAGCUCUACCACCGAGAUGGAAUGUGCCAGAUCGUUCUUUUUCUAACCUAUUUCUGUGGAUUUCUAUCUGUGUGGUUGGUUGUUCUUAUUACAGUGGAGAACUACAUUCGUAUAUGUCAUCCUUUCACGGUGGGUAGGUUCUGCACGGUUCAGAAAGCAAAAGGCUUCAUUUUUGGUUUGAGUGUCACCGGUGUUGUCCUGUAUCACUUCCCGCUGUGGAUUAGCGCCGUCCUGGACUACCCUGGUGGGAAGAGGUACUGCAACUAUAUACAGAAGUACGUCACCAUCACCCGGAUGUUCACCUACGGGGACAUGUUCUUGACUCUUGUGAUACCGUCUAUCGCUAUUAUUCUUCUGAUGGUCGGUAUUACCUACAGCUUAAUCACGUCAUUAAAACGACAGAAACGACUCAAACAAAACAGCGAGCGCGUGAAGAGCCAGAGGCCAAACGGCAAGAAGUCCGGUGGUUCGAGCUCAUCUCCUCAAGCCAAGGUGACCAAGAUGUUGUCCGCAGUUUCUUUUAUCUUCCUGGUUUUGAAUCUUCCCAGUCACGCUGUGCGACUCCGGGUCGUGAUUUUGACUUACGAGGGCGAGCCACAGCAGCCGAACAUCGACCAGAUGCUUCAAGUUAUUUUCCAAAUCCUUUACUAUCUCAGCUUCGCUGUCAACUUGGGAGUAUACUUAGCCUGUGGGGACAAUUUCAGGAAGGUAUUUUUAGACAAGUAUGUGUCUUGUGUGCUUCGCUCCAAGUACAUGCGGAGGAAGAGUGAAGUGUCGCACACGUCCUUCACGAACAUUCGAUUGGAGGCAACCGAGCCAAUGAAAGAAGAGGAGACGUCACUGAUCACGUGACUCGGGUGCAUCUAGGUCAGAUAUACCUAGAUAUGAAAAUGGCGUCCAUUUACAUUCUGCUUAGUUCCUGUGGUUUUUUUCUAAAAGAGGAUCAUUUUCUACCAAAUGUAGGCAAAGUUUUUAUUGAUAGUUGUUCAUAUAUUUGCAUGUUGGAAAACCUACUGCGACUUACACAAUAAUAAUACCCCGACAUAAGUGAAAUACGUUCUAACGUGUUUGUACAAUGUCUUGUAUACAUUACCUAUGUGAUUUGAUUUUGUAUUCAUUGCCUAUAUGUAAAAUACUUUUAUAUUUAAGGGACACGUUUCUUUAUAUAUGGUUCUCAUAUUUAUAUAUGUAUAUAUUUAUAAAAGGCGCUCUUCGACACCCCUUUUCUAUAAAUAUAUGAUAUUGAGGUAUAUAUAUAUAUAUACAAGACGAAAAGAACAGAUAAACUUCAUGUCAUACGAAUUCGUUUGUUAAUUGACAUAAUGCUUUUUGUUUCAAUUUUAGUACAUCAAUAAUAUUUCAUUUGUUUUGUUAUGACAAGAGACGUGACAAAAUACCAGUGGUGUUACAUGCAUCCUUGAUGGACAUGCGAUUAGGGCUGCCAGCCAUUGAAAUAGGAAGACUGAUGUUAUAUAGAGGAUCAUACCUACAUGAAGACAAUGUCCAUUGAUUUUGUUUUGUUCAGCAUGAUGCAUAACACGCAUACAUUAAGUACCUGUUACAAGUUGGUUUCCUCAACUGUUGACUUUGCUGCCUGAAGACAUGUACAAAUAUUUCACGCCCAUGUGUUAUUUGCUGAGUGUUUAUUACCUGCCCGAUGUCUCUCAAAGAAGCUAACCCCAUAUAUAUGCUCCUGGUGAUAAUAUUUCGUCCUCACAUAACCAGGAAUGGACUUGGGAAUUCAUCACUGUGGGAUAUUCAUUUUUUGAGAAGGAUUUGAUGAGGAGGCCCAAAAAGCUCACGUGACCGGAAGCUUUAACUGACCCCUACACGGAUCACGUGACUUUGUGGACCUUCAUGAAGCCUUUCUCUCACUGGAACACCUACAUACUACCCCUGUGUUGCUAUCAUACGACGAUGUAGUACUAAUGAACAAUUCUUUGCCGAAUUUAGAUGUAUAAUUUGUCCAUAUUUGUUCCUGACGAAGAGUAUUUUACCAAAAGUAAUCUGAAAAAGAUAAUUAUUAUUAAUAAUUUCCUUGUACAGUCAAACACUUGUGUGUAGAAGUUGAUUGGAAAUGCGUAAAUACUUCGAGUUAUCCAGGGUUUGACACAUCCAAAAAUUAUUAAUAAUGAAGGAAUACGCAGGUACCAAGCUUUUACUUCGAGACAACCGUAGGUUCGACACAUCGAAGUUCGAUACAACGGUGUUUGACUGUACUUUACAUUUAUGUAUCAUAUUUCUGUCAAUUUACAAGCGUUUUGAAAAUUUGUUAUUUGUUAAAAUUGUGUUUGUUCUCAGUAUACUACCUAUUGCAAUAAACACUCUCGCUUCAUUGUUCGUCGAUGUCUCAUUAACAUUCAAAUCAUAUCUUUAUCUACAAAUGAUAUAUGUGUCCACUAACAUCUGAUAUAUUUCUUUACCAUCACACGAUAUGUUCGUCCAGUAACACAUGUAAUAUAUCUCUACCUUCAUAUGGUGUGUCUUCAAACAUCUCCGUUCUUGGAAAAGUGAAUCCAUGGUAUAUAAUUGGCUAACCAAUUUAUUGUUUUCAUAAACCUACAAAAUAUAGGAAACAAUUAUCUGAACACGAUGAUAGUGCAUCCUUAAUAAGUCUUCUCCCGGGUAAGUGAGUGAGUUGGGUUUAACGCUGAUUUUAACAGCAUUCCGGUUAUAUCACGGCGUGUCAACUUAAAGCGGGAGGAAAUCCGGAAGUGAUGCAGGUCUCAGUACAACUUCCGGCCUGGGUGUCCAGCGAUACGCCCAAUUUUAUUCCACUUCACCGUCAGCACGCCUAGUUCGGUGUAGCCAGCAUCUGAGGUUCAAAAGACAAGACUGUGACAUUAUACGAUUCAUAUGGUCCAGGUUUCAUCUGGACAGCUCUGAUGGCCGUACAAGGGUCUACAGGCGCCCAGGAGACGCUAGUAUUACUCAACGACGUCUGUUUGGGGGUGAAGGUGUUAUGCUGUGUGGUGUCAUCACAACUCAUGGGAGAAC